Messenger RNA from Diaporthe batatas, 3656 nucleotides. RefSeq lists its product as uncharacterized. NCBI's taxonomy places the organism in Eukaryota, Fungi, Ascomycota, Sordariomycetes, Diaporthales, Diaporthaceae. The record is from RefSeq and is a predicted model, not a curated record. Gene Ontology annotation, molecular function: transmembrane transporter activity. Bases 1064 to 3337 code for a protein of 757 amino acids. The transcript is spliced from 3 exons. Gene Ontology annotation, biological process: transmembrane transport.
GCGGGCGGUGUCGUGGUGUGAGACAGAGAGAGAGAGAGAGAGAGGACUCGGGACGCAGGGAUCACUCCAGCAGAGGAAGCUGCGGAUCCGGCGACGGCGCCGCAGCGAGCAUGAUUCCAAGUUUCUUGAUCUGACCCCGCUGCCGAGAUGCAGACGACAGCGUGCCAUCCAGGUUGGCGCAAACUGGCGGUCUGUCGUGCUGCGAUACGCAGACGCCUUGCUAUCAGAUCGUCAGAUCGCCCUCGACGAUUACAGGGCGAUAUGCCCUUUGUCUCUCUCUCUCUCUCUGACCACCUCUCCACCCCAGACCCGUGGCGCCUGCCGCGAGCAUGGGCCUGUUUCUCAAGCUUGAUUGGGAUUACCAGGCCCUCUCGUUGACUCGAGCAUUUUGUUUUUUUGUUGUUUUUUGGCCAGGAACACUCCAAGGCUACCCGGCCACUCCCUGUGGCCCGUGGCCCAGCAUAAGGUACUAACUCCACACAGGUUCACGUGGCCUACGACAGCGUCAACAGACUUCAUCUAUUCAAGAUCAUCCGCUCGCUCCUUGCCUCUGCCAGCCUGCCUAUAUAUACGCACGCGCCUGGCCUGGUGCUGCCUGAAAAUAGCACAUUCCUUCCGGCUGUUCUGCCUUCAAAUCAUCUCUUGGCUAGUUCCUUUGUGUGCAAAGGUCCACGCUACCAACCGAAAGCCUUCUGGUUGAGGCCCGGCCUAUUUGGUGGGCCAUCUGCGCCACCUCGACCGAAUCAGCCCUGCUGCUCAGAUAUCCUUCGGCGUAUUUCACACGCCUACCCUUGAUGCGCAUGUCUCUAGUGGCAACAGCAUCUUCUUCUUCUUUUUUAAGAGGAUAAAAAGACACGCGGAGCCGUUCCACCCUUCUUGCCCUCUUGUGCCCUUGCUCCUUCUCUUAUUAUUUUUUCCAUGUCGAGGAAGGUCCAGGCCAAGCACUCCCCGUGCACCGAGCUAUAACUCUAGUGCAGAGCUGGGCUUCAUAACCCCCCCCCCCCCGGUCCCUCAUAUCACGAGUUCGACGCCAUUUCACAACACAUCUCGUCCGGGCUUCACCAUGGCGACCCAAGACGACACCCCAGCCUCGCCCAUCAUGUCACGCUUGCCGUUCUUUGGCAGGCGGAAGGCCAAGGGCACAAACUCUCCCAAGAGAGAGUCAGACGGCGAGGACGAAACCACAUCCAACCGACCACCCAAGUGGAGCUUUGGUGUGCUGAAUGACAAGCACACCAUUGAGGUUCCAGGGUCUGUGCUACUACUGGCGGAUCAUAGGAAUGAGCCACUUGGCCUGCGUAAUGCUCCUGCCAGGACAUCUCAUUCGUCCAUACCAGUUAGCAUUCGCCAGGGGGAGUAUGAAUCAAAGGCCGACAAAGCAGCCGACGAGAAGAAGAAAACCCCUGACGGGAAGAUCAUCUUGGACCCCCAACCCGAAGAUGUUCCCAACGAUCCUUUAAAUUGGCCCACCUGGCGUCGCGACGCCGCUCUGCUGUCCAUAGGCAUCUACUGCAUGGUCGGCGGUGGACAGACCUCGAUUCUUGCCGCCGGCUUCACCAACGUUGCUGAGGACUACGGCGUGCCCGUCUCCAAGGUCUCACUGACCACGGGUCUGUAUAUGAUGGGGCUCGGCCUCGGCUCAGUCAUUGCCUCGCCCACGGCUAUUCUGUGGGGCAAGCGACCUGUAUACCUCGUUAGCGCUCUGUGCUUCAUUAUCACAUCAGUUUGGUGCGCAUUGUCACCAAACUACCCCUCGCUCAUUCUGGCCAGGAUAUUCCAGGGCAUGUCCGUGAGCCCUGUCGAGUGUCUGCCCUCGGCCACCGUUGCCGAGAUCUUCUUCCUGCAUGAGAGGGCGUUCCGACUCGGCAUCUACACCCUUCUGCUUCUCGGAGGCAAGAACCUGGUCCCUUUGGUCGCAGCCGUCGUCGUUCAAAACCUCUCGUGGCGCUGGGUUUUUUGGGUCGUUGCUCUCGUGGUCGCAUUCUGCAGUGUCUUGCUCUUUCUCUUUGUCAGCGAGAGCUUUUGGAUGCGCGUGCCUCACGGCCGAACGCGUGCGCCGUCCAGACCCGGCCUCUUUCAGCGGAUGUCCUCAAAAUACUUGGCUCGGCACGAACGAGUGCAGGCUCCAGGCUCUGAGAACACUGUCGCAUCGCCCCAAACAGAGGCAAAGCAGCAGAGGCCGCACAAGGACGUACACUUCUCCACCGGGUCAGAAACCGAGACAGUCGAAAGUCGAGACAGGGUGCCCGGGGGAGAACACCACGUCAUGUUUGCGCCUGCUGCGGAGACUGUUAACGACCACACUCUGGGCACGCCCGAAUCGAAACUGUAUCAGCACAAGAACGAGAAGCUCGAGGUGCCUAGAGGAGAAAGCUCAUCAGAUGAGCCGCCUGCGCCUUCAGCGAGGGACCAAAUGGAGGAGGCACCUCAGGCUAGCAUCCCGGCGCUUCCGAGUCCCACGGCCGAGCGACCUAGCAGGACCUCGUCCAUCCGAAGCUACCUGCCUUGGUCCCCCCGCGACCCGGAGAAGCGGCAGCAGGAGCAGGCGAACCUUAAUGAGUACUGCGAGCACUGGCGAGAGCGCGAGGCCAAGUCAUUCAUCCAGCAACUUCGCCCGUGGCAUGGCCGGCUCAACAAGGACAGCUGGCUCAAGGUCAUGAUCCGGCCCUUCGUCCUGUUCGCCUACCCUGCUGUGCUCUGGUCAUCUGCCAUAUACGCAUGCUCUGUGGGAUGGCUCAUUGUCGUCUCCGAGUCGAUCGCAGUCAUCUACCGGGAGAAAUACUACCACUUCAGCGCGCUUGGCGUCGGGUUGAUAUACAUCUCACCUUUCGUGGGUGGCAUCUUGGGCACUGCCGUGGCCGGAAAAGUCUCCGACAUCUUUGUCAAGGCGAUGGCGAAACGGAAUGGCGGCCUGUACGAGCCAGAAUUCCGACUGAUCAUGGCCCUGCCGAUCGCUAUCUCGACCGCAAUCGGUUUGAUGGGCUUUGGCUGGAGUGCGGAAGAGCAGGAUCACUGGAUUGUCCCUACUGUGUUCCUAGGUAUCAUCAGCUUUGGCUGUUGCCUCGGAAGCACGACAUCGAUCACGUUUUGCGUCGACAGUUACAGGCAGUAUGCUGGCGAGGCCCUCGUCACGCUGAAUGUCAGCAAGAACAUCCUCCAUGGGCUCGUCUUCAGCCUCUUCGUGACGGAAUGGCUAGAGACAGACGGCUCCAAGUCGGUCUUCAUCUAUUUGGGAGUCAUACAGCUGAUUAUAGCAUUCACAGCGGCGCCGUUAUUUGUUUAUGGAAAACGGCUUAGAAUGUGGACCCUGCGCUCUAAUUUCAUGGAGAAGUUCUAGGUGAACUUUAAAACGGUGGAAUAUUGAGUUGACAGCACUGGGAGGAUAAUGAGUUUCGUGAAGACUGAGGCUCUGCAAACAGGGCAUGAUUCUAGCGUCUUUUUAUAUGCAUGCCAUAGGAACGGAGUUGAGGCAUCACCUAUGGGACUUGGGAGAAUGGGUUCGCCCUUAUGAUUCGGUCAUAGGAUUUAGACGGGAAACUCCACAUCAUUGUGUCAAUAAGCUGCUUCUCGUCCGGGACAACCUCCAAGGGUUAAAUCUUGCAGGGCACACUUGCCCAGUCACUCCGUAGUUGAAAUCCACAACAUGCCAACUAGAA